Molecule: messenger RNA, 669 nt
Organism: Panicum hallii
Lineage: Eukaryota; Viridiplantae; Streptophyta; Magnoliopsida; Poales; Poaceae
Product: ethylene-responsive transcription factor ERF055-like
Exons: 1
Coding region: 1-669 (222 amino acids)
Biological process (GO): regulation of DNA-templated transcription
Molecular function (GO): DNA-binding transcription factor activity; DNA binding
Source: RefSeq, a predicted model, not a curated record
AUGGCGGCGCAGGAGGGCGUCAGUACGGCUGCUGCUGCCACCCCCGCGGCGGCGUGCCGCGGGCGCCGCUUCGUCGGCGUCCGGCAGCGGCCGUCGGGGCGGUGGGUCGCGGAGAUCAAGGACUCGGCGCAGCGCGUGCGCCUGUGGCUCGGCACGUUCGACACGGCCGAGGAGGCGGCGCGCGCCUACGACGAGGCGGCCCGCGCGCUGCGCGGCGAGGGCACGCGCACCAACUUCGCGGACCGCGCCCGGCGGUGCGGCGGCGCGGCCAGGGCCAGGCUGAGCAGGAACCUGCAGCACGUGAUGGCGCGCGGGGCCGCAGCGGGCAGGGCCACCGCGUGCGCCCGCGGGGUGGGUGAGCAGUUCGCGCUCGCCGCGGUGUUCCGGGACUGGCAGCAGCCCGCCGCGCCGCAGCAGGCCGAGGCCGCGGGUGCCGCCAAACACGCGGUGCAGCCGAGCUUCGUCGUGCCGAGGCGGACCGAGGCGCCGCUGUCACCAGCGCUCGGAGCCGGAGAUCCAUGGGGCGACGCCGCCGAGCUGAUGUGCGCGGAGGAGAGGUCGUUCAAGGUGUCCUCGUCUGUGAUCGUGCCGCCCUCGUUCAGCGCGUCGACGUCGUCGGAGUCGGAGUCGGAGUCCUUUGGCCUCGAGGAUUUUCUAGCUACUAGUUGA